This is a messenger RNA of Mucor mucedo, 4855 nucleotides long. RefSeq names its product P-loop containing nucleoside triphosphate hydrolase protein. The transcript is spliced from 5 exons. Gene Ontology annotation, molecular function: ATP hydrolysis activity; ATP binding; ABC-type peptide transporter activity. NCBI's taxonomy places the organism in Eukaryota, Fungi, Mucoromycota, Mucoromycetes, Mucorales, Mucoraceae. Gene Ontology annotation, cellular component: fungal-type vacuole; fungal-type vacuole membrane. The coding region runs from base 44 to 4792 and encodes 1582 amino acids. The record is from RefSeq and is a predicted model, not a curated record. Gene Ontology annotation, biological process: transmembrane transport.
AUCUCUUCUUUCUUCCUAUAUCAUUAUCUUUGUUGAUAAACAAAUGCUAGACACGUGUAGCAUAUGGGAUCCAUGGCAAGAUUGCCAACCAAGUCCCUGUGUUCGAGAAAACUAUUUGAAUACUAUAUUGCUCUCAGUUUCAAUUGCAAUUUCUUUGUGCGUUUUAUUAGCAAAGGCAGUCAAACACCAUAAACAAGAUCAUUCAUACACCCUCAUCAACCAAAAAUCCCAGCUUCCAAGCUAUGGCACUGUAGAUAUCACAUCCGAUUCAAGUUCAUCUGAUACCGUUGUAACACCACCCUCUGUCGAAUUCGAGAAGCGUUGCCAACCAUGGUCUGUGUACAACUUGAUGAGAUUGAUUUUGUCGGUUUCUCAACUGGCUUUGGUUGUCUACGGCACCUGGUCGUUAAUCCACGAUGCUUCACAGGAGAUCGAUAAAGAGGUGGAAGGUUCUUAUAGCAAUAUGUUGCGUAUGUAUUACGCUCGCAUUGGAUUUUGGACAUUUGGUGUCUUGUUGGCUGUAUUAAAUAUCGUGUUUUCAUUGUCUGCUGAUGGCACUACUAGAGCAUUCAGUGAUGUCAUUUGCAAGCAUUUGAAUGUUUUGUAUAUUUUGGAAUUUUUAAUUCAGCUUGUCAACCUCAAUGCCUAUUAUCAAGUAUAUGAUAUCUCUACUGUUAGUGACAGAUAUCAAGCAUGUAUGGUGUCGUUUGCACUUACCAUUUUAUUGUUGAUCUUUGCCGUGAAUGAAGAAAGAUAUGCUCCUGCAGAACCAAUUAUUGCUGAUACAGGUCGUAUCAUGUCUGGUGAAGACUGGGCAUCUACAUACUCCAAAUUUAUGUUCUCGUGGGUCAAUGAAAUGAUGGAAAAGGGAAACAACAAAACAUUAAAUGAUGAAGAUCUGAUUGAGUUACCUACCGAUAACCGAGCCAAAUUCACACUGAUGAUGUAUCGUCUGCAAAGAAAAUCCGCCAUGGCCUGGAAUUUACUGUCUUGUUUCAAAACCCCCUUGUGGAUUCAGUUUUGGUAUUCUCUGGCUUGGUCUGUCUUGAUGUUUGGUCCUCCCUUUUUUUUAAACAAGAUUAUCAAGUUUAUUGAAAAUGGUCAUGAGACAGACGAGCCGGUUUCUUCGGCAUUUAUCUAUGUGCUGUGCUUAUUCCUUACUUCAUCAGGACAAUCCUUGAGUUACCAACAGGCGCUUUAUAUCGGCCGUACAUUAGGUAUUCGUAUUCAAUCUAUUGUCAUUGGUGAGGUCUAUGAAAAGUCGUUGAGACGUCGGGAUGAAAGCGGUGGUACGGCAGAAGAAGGUUUGACCAGUAAACCUAAAAUCAAUGUCAAUAAUCUUUUAUCGGUGGAUGCACAAAAGAUGGGUGAUUUAACCGCCUAUGUGUUUUACAUUUACUGUUUCCCUAUUCAAAUCACAAUCUGUGUCUGGAGUUUGUAUAAACUUUUAGGACAUGCAUCGUUGUGGGGUGUCUUUAUCAUCUGUAUAUCUCAACCUCUGACUUACUGGUUAAGUAGACGUAUUGAAAAGAUCCAGCAUAGAGCUAUGGCCUGUACUGAUAAACGUAUUCGAUUAAUGGAUGAAUUACUUUCUGCAAUUCGAAUCAUCAAGUUCUUUGCCUGGGAAAAGCAAUUCCGUGAACGUGUCAAUGAAUCAAGAAAGGAAGAGCUCAAGGCUGUCCGUUCUCGACUUUACAGUAUGAUGGUAUUGAACAAUGUCUGGUUCUUGAUUCCUGUCAUGAUUAUGGUGGCGGUGUUUUAUGCAUACACACGUGAAUUUAUGUUAACCGCUUCAACUGCAUUCACAGCUUUAGCUCUCUUCAACAACUUUAAGUCUACUUUGGAUGAACUCCCUUUGAUCACCUCAUUUAUCUUGCAAGCCAAUGUCUCCUUGAGUCGUAUCGAAAAAUUUCUGCAAGAAGAAGAAGUCCAAUCCCUUACCCCGAAUACAGCAUCAUCUACUCACGUUGGAUUUAUUGAUAACGCAAGCUUUAGUUGGAAUAAGGGUAGCGAUGCUACCGCGCAUGUAAAGAAUCUCAACAUUUCGUUCCCUUUGAAUAAGUUAUCGAUUGUAUGUGGUCCUACGGGAUCUGGUAAAACCACGCUUCUAUCCAGUCUUUUGGGAGAAACUUAUUGUCUUUCCGGGUCUGCUAUUUUACCUCGUAAACAGUAUACCAAAUCCUCCAGUCUUGGUGGCGCUGUCUCUGGUAUUGCCUAUGUAGCCCAAACAGCCUGGUUGCAAAACUGUAGCAUCCGUGAUAACAUUUUGUUUGGUCUGGAUUAUGAUCAAGAGCGAUAUGAAAAAAUCCUGUACAUGACAGCCUUAACACGAGAUCUCGAGAUUUUAGAGUUUGGUGAUUCCACAGAGGUAGGCGAAAAGGGUAUCACGCUAAGUGGCGGACAAAAGCAGCGUGUGGCCAUUGCACGUGCUGUCUAUUCCCAAGCAGAUAUUGUGAUUCUGGAUGAUUGUCUCAGUGCGGUAGAUGCUCAUACAGCGAAACAUUUACAUGAAUACUGUCUUAUGGGAGAGUAUAUGAGAGAUCGUACCGUUAUUUUGGUUACACAUCACGUUGGUUUGUGUUUAAAGAGUGCUAGUUAUGUGGUUGCCUUGGAGGAAUCAGGAUCUGUAGCUGCUGUGGGUACACCUUUACAAGUGAUUCAAUCUGGUGUCUUGGGUGAAGACUUUUCUGAAGAGAGUUGGAUGCAAGAGAUAGAUGCUGAAGAAGAGGCUGCUCUGGAAGGCCCUAUUCCUAACAUUCCAAAGAAGAACAACAAGGUAACUGCGAGUGGAGCCGGUAAACUUGUCCAAGAAGAGAAACGGGCUGAAGGCGGUGUGAGCUGGGGUGUGUAUAAGACCUACUACCAUGCAUCUGGUGGAUUCUUCUUAUGGUUGUUUGUAUUAUCCUUCUAUUUUCUGGCUCAAGCCUCUGUCAUGGGUCAAGAUUACUGGAUCAAAGUAUGGUCGUCUGCUUACACUUCCUUAAAACAAGUAGUAUUCAACUAUAGCGAGUUCUCUGCCAUGUCAGCACCUAAUGAACAUAUAGCUAAUGCCAUGCACUCCUACAACUUCAUGAUCCCUGCCUCUGUCAAAGCAUUUGCUACUGUCAUGAAGGAGGGUAAAGCUGUAGAUGUCGGAUAUUAUCUUGGUAUCUAUUUUCUGAUUGGUAUGCUUUCCUUGUGUCUGACCACAAUAAGAUAUAUGGUGCUUUUUGCUGGUUCUCUCGAGGCUUCGAAACGUAUUCACGCCCAACUACUUGAUCGCAUUCUUCGUGCUAAAGUACGUUUCUUUGAUACUACACCCAUGGGUCGUAUUGUCAACCGGUUCUCUUCUGAUCUUGAAACGAUUGAUCAGGCUGUCGCGCCCUCACUUUCUUAUCUCGUUUACUCCAUUGUUGCCACCCUCUAUGUUACUGUUCUCGUCUCUGUCAUUACCCCCGCUUUUAUCAUCCCUGGUGUAUUUGUAGCCUACAUGUUUAAGUCCAUGGGACUCUACUAUUUAAACUCCUCUCGUGAUCUCAAGCGCUUAAACUCUGUUUCACGAAGUCCCAUCUAUGUUCAAUUUAAUGAGACAGUGAUUGGUGUAGCUACAAUUCGUGCCUUUGGUAGUCAACGACGAUUUAUUGAGGAGAGCUUUAGCCGAGUUGAUGCAAAUAAUCGACCUUUUAUCUGGAUGUGGGCUACCAACCGUUGGCUGCAUUGUCGUGUAGAAGUUAUGGGUGCUUUUGUAAGUUUCUGUGCCGGUACAGUGCUUGUCAUGUCAAGAGAGUGGGUCAACCCAGGACUUGCUGGGUUGUCCUUGAGUUAUGCGCUUACGUUUACACAUCAUGUACUUUGGGUAGUACGUAUGUACGCAGCCAAUGAAAUGAAUAUGAAUGCAAUUGAGCGUGUACACGAGUACCUUGAUGUUGAAGAAGAGCCUCCUACUCAUAUUCCCGAAACCGCACCUCGUGCUUCAUGGCCUGAAUCCGGCACAGUGCAAGUCAAGAAUUUGGUAAUGAAGUAUGCAGCCGAUAGCCCCGCUGUACUUCGUGAUGUCUCGUUCGAAACAAGACCUCGUGAAAAGAUUGGUAUUGUGGGUAGAACAGGCUCUGGUAAAUCCACAUUGGCAAUGUCCCUGUUUCGUUUUAUGGAGCCUACCGACGGAAGUAUCUUGAUUGAUGGUGUAGAUAUUCAUAAGAUUGGUUUGGAUGAUUUGAGAUCAAAGUUAACGAUUAUUCCUCAAGAUCCUGUCUUGUUCUCUGGUACUUUGCGUAGUAAUUUAGAUCCCUUUGGGCAAUAUGAAGAUGCGGAACUUUGGGCCGCUUUAAAAAGAUCUCAUCUGAUUGACAGUCAACUUGAAAAUGACGAUGGUAGUAUCAAGUCUUCCAAUGUGUCGUCUGUUGAGAAUAUCUCUUUGGAUUCACCUGUGACAGCCAAUGGUAAUAAUUGGUCCCAAGGACAAAGACAAUUGAUUGCAUUAGCUCGGGCACUUGUCAAGAGUACAUCUUUGAUUAUCUUGGACGAAGCCACUUCAUCUGUAGAUUUUGAUACGGAUCAUCAAAUUCAACAAACGAUCCGAGAAGAGUUUAAUGAGUCCACGUUAUUGUGUAUCGCACAUCGUAUCCGUACAGUAGCAGAUUAUGAUCGUAUCUUGGUAUUGGAUCAUGGUGAAGUAAAAGAAUUUGAUUCUCCAUAUGAGCUCAUGACAAGAGAUGGAAGUAUCUUUCAACAAAUGUGUGAACGAAGUGGAGAAUUCCCUGAACUUUUGGCCAUUGCAAAAGCAAAAUUUGACUCAAAAGUAGUUUUAGAAUAGUUUUUUUUUUUCUUCGUGCAUUUCCUUUUUUUAUAUAUAUAAAAUAGCAUAUUAUAUCCAUUC